AUGUGGAGCUCGGUUACAUCUGCUGGUGUGGAAAAUGGACCUGCACCCCCAUCUCGAAGUAAACAUAGUGCAACCCUUCUGGGUGGCCACGUUUACCUUCUGGGAGGUCGGAAUGGUAAUCUGCCUCUUAAGGAUCUAUGGCGAUAUAGUCUUGCUGAAAGCAGAUGGGAGGAAUUGCAUCCGGGAGGUGAAAGACCUCCAGCACUUCAGGAACAUAGUGCAGUAGCUUACAAAGACUGUCUUUACGUUUUUGGGGGAGAACUUGGAUUUUCUGCUGGAGUUGAAACACCGCUUUGGUGUUACGCAGUCAAGACUAAUUCGUGGAGAAAAAUUAGAGCUCAGAGGGGAUGCGCAGUUCCCAGAGGACGCAGAGGCCACACAGCUUUGGUGCAUCGGGGGCAGAUGUUAAUUUACGGUGGAUACCAGGAUUUGCGAGGAAGUUCUUCCGAGCUUUGGGCAUUGCAUUUUGAAACUGAAUCCUGGCACCUUUUAUCGUCAAGCGAAUGUGGACCAGCUGCUCGACACAAACACUCUGCAGUUUUGCAUGGAGAUGCGAUGUAUGUUUAUGGUGGAAUGACGGAUCUGCAAGAAAGAAGUGAUUGUUGGCGUUGGGAUGUUAAUACAGCCUCCUGGUGUAUAUUGAAAAAUAAGCCAGGACCGGGACCUCUGCAUGGACAUGCCGCCUGCAGAUUACCAAGUUGUAUGCUGAUUUUUGGCGGAGAGAGUGGAGGACUGGCUACCAAUGAACUUUGGAGGUUUCAUUUUGGAACGGAAACGUGGGAGAAACUAGCAGUUCCGGGACCAAAGCCUCAACCAAGAGCGGAAAGCGUCGCUCUUGCCGUUUCCGAGCUUGUAAUUCGUGGCACUAGUAUGGACAACUCGAAACCUAGGCCAAGAAGUCAAAGGCCCAGAGGUCCUUGCGGCAGAAUAUCACCCAAUGAGGCGCCUACAAGACCUAGUUUUCUUAAGGAGAUUUCAAAGCUGUCGCAAAUUAAUUUAUCGAGGCUUAGUCACCCCAAUAAAUGCAGCUACUCUGUACUAAGUGGUCACGACGACAUAGAAGAGAGUUCCAAUGAUAAAAAAGAAGCAAUCUCGUAUUUUCCAUUCCAGCAAGUGGACGUGGAGAUAGUGGAACCAUCGACUGGAAUGGUCAAAUCUCGAAGUGCCAACACUUUAGCCCGAAGACGACAAAAAAAUCCAGAAACGCCAAGAACUUCAGAUCCAGUCAAUUUCGGUAUGUCGAGGGAUCCUAUAUCGGUUCCGAAUUUUAGAGCCUUGACCCUGCCGACUCCAGUGUUGACUCCAGUCGAGGCUUCGCGGCUCGUUUUCGUCGAUCCUGACGAGGACAGUGACGAGGAUCAUCAGGAACCUCCAACCUCAAGAUUAAUCGAAGUUCCAGAAGAGGAAAGGGACUUUGCGUCCUUUCAUCAGGCUUGCCAACCGACUCGAGGUGAGAGUUACAGUUCGCACCUCUACGAGGCUGUCCAGACACCAAAAACCCCAACCACUGCAAAAAUUCCAACUUCCGCAUCCGUCCGAUUUGCUGACCUUGAAGAGGGUGAAGAAUCAACCUCCGAUUAUGCAAGUAUAGAGGCCCGAAGUCCAGGUGAUCCUCUAGGAGAUGACGAAUGGCCCAAAAAGACGAAACAGCGAACUUCAAUCUUAAAAGAAGGCCAAUUCGGGUUUUGCAAUCCGAACUACCUGGGUCUCGAUGCCACCAACAAUGAUGCGAAAUAUGCCAAAGUGUUAAAUAGCCCUCCUGACAGUGUUCUUGAAGAUGAGCCAGGAAGGUCUGCAUCCCAGACUUUCACAGAGUUGCUAGAGUUGCAAGAAAUUAGGCCCAGAGCACCACCAAAAAGUUUGCCACUCAAUUCACCUUCUAGGAGAGCUGUCAGUGCCUCCAGAGCAGAAAGGCAACGGGAAAAAAUGGCAGCCACUGAAACUAGUACUCCGGCUCCAGCUCCUCUUUAUGUUUUUUUGGUUGGUGGAAAAGAAAAGGGUCAGGUCACUGUUUUUGCGAGGCCAGUCUCUCUAUGGAAACUACAACUAGCACCUCAUAUUUUCUAA
Belonocnema kinseyi is the source of this 2067-nucleotide messenger RNA. RefSeq names its product host cell factor 2-like. The transcript has 8 exons. NCBI's taxonomy places the organism in Eukaryota, Metazoa, Arthropoda, Insecta, Hymenoptera, Cynipidae. The record is from RefSeq and is a predicted model, not a curated record. Gene Ontology annotation, cellular component: Golgi apparatus. Gene Ontology annotation, molecular function: protein binding. The coding region runs from base 1 to 2067 and encodes 688 amino acids.